This is a messenger RNA of Schistosoma rodhaini, 1497 nucleotides long. Lineage: Eukaryota; Metazoa; Platyhelminthes; Trematoda; Strigeidida; Schistosomatidae. The record is from the annotation of a GenBank genome assembly.
AACGAAUCGAAUUCACUUAGAAUUGGAACAAGCCAAAUGUCUAACUAUAUUAAUGAGGAAAUAAAUCUUCAUAAUUAUUCUGGACGACAUAAUCCACAUCCUCAAAGAGUAACAUAUUUUAAUGGUUUUCUUGGUUUACCUGUACGUGUAGUACAUGAUCCAAUCUUAACAGAUGAUAAUAUUCCAUCAACUCAACAAAAUCAUAAUUCUUCUUUGGAUUUGAGUAAACGCACUAACUUUCCCGUUGGAUUAUCACCAAGUUAUUAUACAGACUAUUUAGUAAAUAAUUCAUUAAAGUUGAAUUUAAAUAAUAAUAAUAAUAAUAAUAAUAAUAAUGAUACAUUAAACAAAUUAUGGAAAUCCAAUUAUUGUUUACAUCAUGUUCCUGUCGGGAUUCUUCCUUUAUCAUUAACUUGUCGAAAAAUUCCUCGAUUAGAUACGAUUAAUGGAUUGAAAUAUUUUACAGGUUUAAGAAAUUAUUCAGUACGUGAACGUCCACCAAUUAUUGGUCCAUUAAUUGAAUCUGAAAUGAAUUAUUUAAAAGAAUUAAAACAAUCACAAGAAUAUUUAAAUGAAAGACAACAAAUGAAUAUGUUAAAUAAAGAAUUAUCAGAACGUCGAAUGAAAUGGCAAAGUGAAUUAGGUUAUCUUACUGGAAGUAUUUUAAGUCAAUUACAAAUACCAAUACAGGCAGAUAACAGCAACUAUGAUCAACAUUUUGAUCGCUUCAAUAAUUCCUCAAAUAGAAAUAGCUCUUAUUAUCUACCUUCUAGCUUAGAUGAAAAGAUUCCGUUUAAAAUGAACAAUCAAAUUUCAGAAACGAUGAACAAAAAUCAAAACGCACCACCCGAACUUCUUUACUCAAGUAAAACAGGUCGCUUAUUGCCUCCAACUAACGACAGUAGAUACACGCGUACACGACAUCAGUCAACUAGUUGCGAACGACGUCAAUCUCUAAGAAAUGCAACUUCAGUUAGUGAAAUAUUUCGUAAUUAUGAAAUGCAAAUAUUUGCUAUGAUAUGCAGUAUUCUUCAAACAAACGAUAUGAAUGCAGUACAACAUUGGUUAGAAAAUGCAACAGAUAGAGAGAAAAAUUUGAUUAUAAGUCUAGUAUCUACUGCAUUAUCACAUCAAAAUAUGUAUUUUGAUACUAAACAAACUGGAGGUAAUUAUUAUAAAACUAAUACAGAUACAAAUUGGUCUAGAAGAGAAAAAAUGUCAAAUAAUGAUCCAAGUCUCAAUGAAACAGUGGAAGACGAGGACAUACAAAACUGCUGUACCGUAACAGAUCGUUUAGUAAUUGGUGAAAUGGAUAAUAUCAGCGAAACACACAGUAGAGGUGUACAAGCUAUUCUUUCAUGUGCUACAUCUGAGGAUACAUUAAAAUCUAACAAUAUAGAAGUGAAUAAAACAACCAAUAGAGAUGAAUGCUCUAGUCUAUGUCAAACACCAUUGAAACAAAAUUGGAAACAACAUGAAUCCGUUGGAGUUCUUUAA